CCUCACCUCACAGUCUCUGCUCUUCUCUUCGGUGCACGCAGCUUCUCUCAGCGCGCUUCAAGGCGCCCGUCGCCAGCAUGAACGCCUAUCCGCCCGACCUGCUCGUGCACCACUACCCACUUCUCCUGCUCUCGGGGCUCGUCGCGCCGGCCGCAAGUGCAGUCGACAGUGCCGCAUCAUCCUCAGCAGCUGCAGCAGCACCGCUCAUCGAUGCCAGCACGGCAUUCCCGACGCUGGCAGCCGAUCUGCGGGCGCUCGUCGCCGCCCGCGGCCGUGACUCGCCGUGGGACCCGGCGCGCGGGCGCAGCGCCGCCUUUCGCUCCGUGCUCGUCGACUCGGCGCACCGGCUACCACCUCGCAAGUCUCAUCCGCUGCCGCGAGGUGUGCCGCCGCCUGCGAGCAUCCCUGCUAUCGCACCGAUCGGCCCGCCGCAGGAUGCCGAGAGCGCAGCGGCGGUGCUCGCGAGCCUGCCGCCGCGCUCGGCGCUCAGCCCGACGCACCCCGCCUCGCCGCUGUGGCCCGACGGCCUCAUCGCGCCCGUCUGGGUGCGCCGCCAUCGCGAGCAGGUCGGUGCCGUCUGGGUGGCCGUGCAUGUGCUGCCGACGCGUGCAGCGCUUGCAGCUGGCAGGGGCGAAGCAGUGGCAGACGUGCCCGCCGGUCAGAGCGAGGAGCAGGAGCAGGCAGAGGCCGAGCAGCUCCGCGAGGCAGACGAGGCGCUCAUCAAGUCCAUCGCCGAGCGCAAGCGCGCCAUGGCGGAGCGCGGCAUCAAGCUGACAGUCGUGCUGCUGACGGAGCGGGAGAUGCUUGAGUCGCCAAGUCUCGAGCCGCGCCUGUCUCACAUCCGUCGCUCCUCAACUCUCGAUGCAAAGGCGUCGCUCUUCGUCCUGACGCCAGUGCCGCGUUCUGAUCUCUCAGCCUUCCUGACCUCGCUGCAUACGGCGCUGUACCCCUCGGCCAUCGACUACUACGCCGAGCACUCGCGCCGGCUGCGGCGCCGCCGCUCGCGCUAUCCGCCUUCCGUCUCGUCGGUGUCCGAGGCGCUGAACGCCCUUGGCCGCGGCCUCCAGCCGCCAGGCCUCUCGCGCGACGGCUGGAAUGCGCGAGCCGAGUACAAGCUCGGCACGUUUGCUGAGUUCGGCGGCGAUGCUGCUGCGGCGCUGUCCCACUACGGCGCCGCCUACGCUGGUAUCAUUGAGCUAUUGCGUAGCACCGCUGCCUUGCCGCCGCGCACCAAGCGCUGGGCUGAGGCCAAGGUGCUCAGCGACGCGCUCAGCCUGCGCAUGACGCGCCUGCACCUGUACGAGGUGCGCGCAGACGAGGCCGUGGCGCAAUUCAGCGCGCACCUCACCACCGUCGAGGACCUGUGCAAGGGCUGGGGCAUGGGUCCGGAGAGCGCAGAGUGGUGGUCGUGGGCCGGCAAGCAGUACCGUCUGCUGGGUGACCUCGCCGACCUGUCGAUGCGCCAAACGCCCUUGCCGCUGCUGCCUAUUCUCAUUCCGCCGAUGCCCGCCAACCUCCUCUCUCCGCCUUCGCACAUCCCGACGGCCCAGUCGCGCGGGCCCGCAGGCUUCUGGUACGCCGCCGGCCUCUGCGCCGUCGAGCGGCGCGUGCGCUACCGGCAGAUGCUCGACAAGGAGGAGAAGUCGGCCAGCGCCAACCCUGCGGGUGCACAGAGCUCGAGCUGGAGCAUGCUGGAGCACGAGCGCAAGGUCGACCACGCCGGUCUCAUCGCAGAGGCCUUCACACGUGCAGACGACCUGGCCAAGCGCGCAGGCCAGCCGCUGACGGCACCGGCGCUCGCCAGCUUGAUCGCGAACGCGCAUCUGGACGGCGGGCAUCACAAUUCGGCGCUGCGCUACUUGCAGGGUGUCGUGCAGGCAUAUCCGGCCGUGCACCAGCCGCAGAUUCUCGACGUGCUGCUGCUGCUCGUGCGAACCGCUCAAGCCGCGCAGGAUGUCGAGGCGGAGCUGCGCGGCCUGCUGGCCGUGCUUCAUCCGAAGAUGCCGCUCAGUCAGGACCAACGCAGCGAGGCGCAGGAGGCUCUCAGCGCGUUGCUUUCCGAGAAGCAGCUUCCUGACGGCGCCGAGCCCGUGCGGAUCGAGGCAGGCGCUACCGAUGGGCUCCUCGUGUUCGAGGCCGCCUUUCUCGACAAGCAGGUCCAUCUGGGCCAGCGUGCACCAUUUCAGGUCCGCCUGCACGCUCCGCGUGGCACUGCCCUCGGCAAAGUAUCGUUCGAAAAGCUGCGCAUCUUCCGCGACGAGGACAGCGCCCCCAUCGUCGUCACGCAUAAGCAAAGCGAUGGCGACGCGCAGUCCGAGCUGGUCCAGCUGGCGGACCUCGGAAGCGACGCCGCCGAACCGACCUCAGCCGCUGUGACGGCCGACUUGCGGUGGUCUCCCGGCUGUGUCAAGGUCUUUCAAGGCAGCAUCACGAGCGACACCGCUCGUUUAGUGCGCUUGUCUCGGGUCGAGCUGCGGGCCGGCGGCACGCGUGUCCCUCUGCAGCUCGUGUUCACCAUCCCGCCUGCUCCAUGGUACGCCGAGCCAGUGCAGGCCCGCUGGUUCUCCUUCGCCUCGGGUGCGGCCCGGCAUGUCUACUUGCCGCACGUCACCAGCCCGAAUGCGGUCACGUUCCGGCGAAGACCGCACCAGCUCGAGACGACAAAGACACACGGCGGUGUCGCGUACCUCGACGACAGCACGGCCAUCACGUUCACCGUGCAGAACAACGACAACGAGCCGCUGCGCGUCACGCUGGACGCCAGCGCGCUCCUCUCCGACGCAGCCUCACGCGCGGUGUUGAUCCACAGCUCGCGCGCGGAUGACACGGGCACAAGUGCGGCGGAGCUCUCCUUGGCUCUCGGCAUCGUUGAGCCAGGUGCGAGCAAGAGCGAGACGUUCUACCUGCGCUGCACCGGUGCUGCAGGGCCGCGCGUGAUCGAGGUCAUGCUUCGCAGUCGUCCAUCAGACGCACCUGACGCCGCCCCAGCUCCCGAAGACGGUAGCAGCGCCGAGGCCGAUCCCCUCGUGCAAGAGCAUCAGCACACGUUGGCGCUCGAGGCACGCCCGAUGUUUGCCGGCAGUCAUACGGCCACCUGGCGCCCUCCGCGGUCGUCCGCGCCUGAGGUGCCUCGGCCAGCACCACGCUCUGGCCAUCUACUGAACCCGAGCGACGACUCCGCUAGCGAGGGCGGCGACUCGUUCGGCAUCCACACCGACGCGGCGCCCGCCAGCACUGUCGCCGACCUCUCGUCGUGCAUCCAGAUCGUGGGCGACGACGCGGUGACCAUACAGGCGGUCACGCUGGCUCUGGACCCGGCAAGCACGCAUCUGCGUCUGGAGGGUGCCGGCGCGCCCGAGGAGCAGGACGCCUUUGCCGGCACUUGGACAAACGGCGACCGAUGGGGAGGGCUGUACGAGAUUGAGGUGCUCUCCGGCAGCGAUCUCGGCGCGUCGCCCGAAGCGCCGGACGGCACCGUCAAGCCGACCGGUGCCCUGCAGGUGACGUGGCGGCGGGCCCAAGCGGAGGAGGGCAGCAAGUCGAACGUCACCAGCCUCGCGCUGCCCGUGCUGCUGCCGCCGCACCUCAACACACGCCUGCUGAUCGCCGCGCCACCGAAUGUGAUCGUCGACCAGCCGUUCGUCGCGCUGCUCACCGUCGUCAACCCGCACUCGACGCUCACGGCCGACGUCUACGUCGGCAUGGAUCCGUCGGACUACUUUGUGCUCGCGGGGCCGCGCACCUUCAACAUCCCGUCGCUGGUGCCGCGCUCGACGCGCUCGGUGCCGCUGCGCAUGGUGGCGCGCGCCGAGGGACAGCUGCGCAUGCCCCGCGUGCGCGCCUGGGACCGGCGACAGCGCUUCCUCGCUCGCGACACUGCCGCACCUGCGCCCGCCACAGACGGCGAGGAGGAUGAGAACGAGUAUGGCGCGCCGCACGCCGGCCGGCCCGCGAGCGUCAUCAACGAGCGCGUCGGGCUCGGCAUCCCGCUGUCCGUGCGCUGGAAGUUCAGCGGAGCUCAUCUCUCCGACGAGGGCGCACCGGUCGAUGGACAGGCGCCGGUCAUCAAUGUCGCGGCCAGGCCGCAGCAGUAGGCUUCAAUGGGAUGACAUUGGCGCAGCGGAAUGCCGUGCUUCCCUACAUCAACAGACAUCCCGCCUGGGUGCCGGCUCAAGAGCCUCCGAGUGUCUUCUCGUAGCCCUUGAGGUACUGGCGGAGCUUGGUGUUGAUCUGAGGGCGGCGUCAGAUCUGAGCUGAAAGCCAGAGGCGCUGGCGCUCGCUCACCGAGGGAUUGCCGCGCUUGCCCUUGAGGCCGGACUUUUCAUGCAGAGCCGGCACCAUGGUGAGCGCAGUCUCGAAGACAGCACGGAGCAACGCCAGCUCCUCCUCUGUCGAGGCAAAGGAUUCAGCCCUGACCAGCUGCGUGAGUCGAGUUCAAGAGCAGCGACCUCACCCUUCGUCCAGUCCUUCUUCUCGCGCGGCGCACCGGCGGCGGCCUUCGGCUUCUUUGUGUCCUUGAACUCGUCGCUGUCCGAGCCUUCUUGCUUGCGCUUCGGCUGGAG
Tilletiopsis washingtonensis is the source of this 4562-nucleotide messenger RNA. RefSeq lists its product as hypothetical. NCBI's taxonomy places the organism in Eukaryota, Fungi, Basidiomycota, Exobasidiomycetes, Entylomatales. The transcript has 7 exons. Bases 78 to 4094 code for a protein of 1338 amino acids. The record is from RefSeq and is a predicted model, not a curated record.